UCUUCUCACACCGAAACAGGGCUAUACGUGUGUAUACGCGUUUAAAGCUUUGUUUUGCUUGUUCCAAAAUGCGAACAAUGUACCAAAGUACGGUGUUUGCAGCUGUUGCCUGUCUGCUGCUUGCAGCCUCAGCCUCGGCAGCCAUUAUCACCAAGACGGCCACUUCGUCCACUUUCUACGGUUCGCACAACGGCGCACCCUGGUCGGGAAACCGCGCCCAGGGUGCCCACUGCUGCGGCGCCAGCCAGCAUUCGCAGUAUCGUAUCUUCUACGGCUUCAACCUCAACAUCCCGAGUGGUCAUGCCGUUGACGGCAUCCAGGUCUCGUACGAGUACAUCUCUUCGACCACUGGUUUCUCGGCCUGCGUUAACAAGGACAUCACGCUCCGAACCACGUCCGGCUCGGUCAUUCUCUCCAGCAAUGCCAAGACCGGAUCUAGUUACUUUUCCAGUGGCACCAUCUCCAAAGGUUCUUCAACCGACACAUGGGGCCUCUCUGGUUCGGCGUCUUCGAUCCGCUCUGCUCUCAAUUCGGGUACGUUUGGUGUCGCCGUCCGUGCCACCGGAUUCGCCGAGGCAUCAAGCUCGUCUGGCCAGAUUCCGCUCGCGCCUACCGGGGGCGAUAGUGAUGGAUCUCGCCGCGUUUCCACCCGUGCGCCCACUGUAGGAACCUGGCGCGUCGACGUCUACAACGGUGACGUGACUAUCAAGGUCUGGACCCAUCAGCUCACCUGCGGCGCGACCGGGCCGUGGCCGACAACCAACGCCGGUUCGACCGCCACUCUUGGCUGCUCAAGCGGUUACACCGGCUCGCGGACCCGGUACUGCACGACAUCAGGAUCGUGGCAGUCCGAGUCCAACGGGUGCACGCUUGUCACCAACUACUGCUCACUCCUUACUGCGCCGUCCAACGGCAUCCUCACCGCCUCAUGCUCCAGCAAGCGCUCGCUUGGCGAGGUCUGUGGCACUUUUCAGUGUAACUCUGGGUACCAACUGUCCGGGUCGGCGUCGCGGACUUGCAACGCCGGACCGUCGUGGUCUGGCUCGGCCGCAUCGUGCGUCAAGAUCACCAACUACUGCUCACUCCUCACGGCCCCAUCCAACGGCUACAUCACAUCGGGCUCGUGCUCUGCGCAGCGCUCUAUCGGCGAGUCAUGUGGAACGUUCCAGUGCAACGGUGGCUACAGCCGCUCUGGCGAUGCGUCGCGGACGUGCAACGCGGGACCGUCGUGGUCCGGCUCGACAGCGUCGUGCGGACUCAUCACCAACUACUGCCCGCUCCUGACCGCACCGGCCAACGGAAUCAUCACGACCUCGUGCACCUCCAAGCGCUCGGUCGGGGAGUCGUGCGGCAACUUCCAAUGCAACGGCGGGUACCAGCUGAGCGGAUCGAUGUCGCGGACGUGCCAGUCGAACGCGGCGUGGGGCGGGUCAGCCGCGUCGUGCUCUCCCAUUCCUGACUAUUGUCCGCCACCGCCGGCUGCUCCGUCCAACGGCGUCCAGGGCUCAUGCUCGCGGACGGUUGGUGGCACUUGCUCGUACUCUUGCAACACCGGGUACAAUCCCGGCGGCGGCAUGACCAUCACCUGCCAGUCCAACGGUGCGUGGUCCGGAUCGCCUGCUGCCUGCAACCCGACAGCCGACUACUGUCCCGCGCUCACGGCACCGACGAACGGUAAUGCUCCGGCCUCGUAUUCGCGGACGAUCACCUCUGUCGCCUCCCCGUACACCUGCAAUGCAGGCUACGAUCUCUCCGGCUCGGCGUCGCGGACGUGCCAAUCUGACGGGACGUGGUCGUCGACAACGCCGACGUGCGUUCUCGACACGUCAUACUGUGGGGCUCGCCCCGCGACCCCGGCCAACGGCAACGCUGGCUCGUGUGGAUACUCGAUCGGCGCGUCGUGCACCUACGGGUGCAACAAUGGGUAUGAGCCGACAGGCUCGAUGACCGUCACCUGCAACUCGGGCGGUGCGUGGUCCGGGAGCCCGGCGUCGUGUGGGCUCAAGACCAACUACUGCCCGGCACUGACCAACCCAACCAACGGCCAGGAUCCUUCGUCGUACUCGCGGGUGCUCGGCGCGGUGGCGUCGCCGUACACGUGCAACUCGGGCUACAUCGUGACUGCGGGCUCGACGUCGCGGACGUGCAUGGCCAACUCUGCUGCAUCGGGGGUGUGGUCCGGCACGACGCCGACGUGCUCGAUCGACAACGCGCACUGCAGUACGGCGCCGGCGCCGCCGCCCAACUUUUUCAUCGACACUUGCUCGGCUGCCCAGUUUGGCGAGUGCAUCUACAAGUGCAACAACGGCUACACCCGCAGCGGCGGAGACCGGUACACGUGCCAGCCGGACACAUCCUGGGGCGGUAGCCUCGGGACGUGCUCUCUUACCAACAACUACUGUCCGGCGCUGACGAUCCCGGCCAACAGCAACCGCGGCGCGUGCUCCGGCCAGCUCGGCUCGAUCUGUGGCCCGGUCACCUGCAAUGCAGGGUACUCGAUCUCUGGCUCGGCGUCGCGGACAUGCGAAGACGCUGGGGUGAGUGCGGGAAUCUGGAGUGGCACGGCGACAAGCUGUGCGCUCAUCACCAACUACUGUACGCUUCCGAGUACGCCGAGCAACGGCGUGCUGGGAGCGUGCACGCGCUCCAUCGGCGGGAGCUGCACGUACACGUGUGGCAACGGGUACGAGACGUCCGGCACGACGACGAUCACCUGCCAGUCGGGACCGACCUGGUCGGGCUCGUUUGGCACGUGCGUCAAGACGAGCGGGUACUGUCCGGUCGAGUCGGCGCCGGCCAACGGCGUGGCGGGGACCGGGUGCACGGGCCAGAUCGGGACGUUGUGCGGACCGGCGAGCUGCAAUGCCGGGUACAACCCUUCGGGGACGGCGACGCGGACGUGCAACGCCAACAACGCGGUGAGUGGGACGUGGAGCGGGACGACGCUGACGUGCGCGAUCGACCCGGCUUACUGCACGACGCCUGCGGCGCCGGCCAAUGGGGCGAUUGGAUCGUGCCCGCUCUCGAUUGGGUCGUCGUGCACCGCGUCGUGCUCGAACGGAUACUCGACAGGCGGGCUGACGUCGGUGACUUGCGAGGCCGGUCCGGCGUGGUCGGGCGUGUUCGGUGCCUGCUCGAAGUAUGCUGGGUACUGUGGCGCGCUGCCGCAGCCGUCGAAUGGAGUGAUUCCAGGCUGCACAGGCAUGCUGGGAAGCUCCUGCGGGGCUGCGAGCUGCAACGCCGGCUACAAUCUGGCGGGCGACGCGACGCGUAACUGCAUCGACAACGGACCUGGGUUUGGCAGUUGGACCGGCACCUCGGUCUCGUGCAACAUCGAACCGAACCAUUGCACGCCGCCGCCGGCACCGGCCAACGGUGCGCUCGGAACGUGCAUCACGUCGAUCGGCGGCAGCUGCAGUUACACGUGCGACAACGGAUACGAGGUGUCUGGAACCGGAACGAUCACGUGCUCGGCCGGACCUACGUGGUCGACGUCGUUCGGGACGUGCGUCAAGAGCGCCAACUACUGCCCGGCGCACCCGCCGCUGGCCGACGGCAGCAACCCGUCGUGCACCGGCGAGAUUGAUGAGGUCUGCGGGACGUUCACCUGCAAUUCCGGCUUUGACAUUGUUGGCUCGGCAGAACGGACGUGCUUGAACAAUGGCCCCAUCACGGGGAUUUGGUCCGGCACCGCGCCAUCGUGCCAAGUCGACAACGACUACUGUCCUAGCGGCCCGGCACCGCCCGCCAACGGAGUCAAGGGCUCGUGCGCACGGUACCUUGGUGGAACGUGCGAGUACUCUUGCAACGCAGGAUACACCAAUACCGGCUCGUCCUCGCUGACCUGCACGUCUGGCAAGACCUGGUUGGGCGCUUCCCCCAACUGCGUGCCGUACAAUGACUACUGUCCGCCGAAAACUUCCAUCGAGUAUGGUAACGCGCCGGUGUGCAACAACCGCAUCAACGAGGUGUGUGGCACCUUCACUUGCAAUCCGCCUUUCGCCAUUUUUGGCGAGAAGGAUCGGACAUGCGGGCCUGACGGCGACUGGAUUGGCGACGAGCCGUUUUGCUCGUCGACCGACGUUUCCAAGUCGCUUGUCUACUCGGCGCAGUUCAUCACGGUCUCGGCCGACGGUCCAGGCUGGCGGAUUGAGAUCGAGCCGCGGACUGCAUCGAACGACACUCUUGCCGAAUCGCAGGACUUUCCGUCGGUCCUCCUGGCGUCGACGCCACCAUCGGUCGAGGCGCCGUCGGUGGCACCAGCAGCGGUGUGGAGCGCCGCAAAGUCGCGCUUCCUUAUCGAGCUUACCCCGCAAGUGGUUGCUACCUACUCGCUCAACAUCCUGCUCAACGGCGUUGUCAUCGGUGCCUCGCCGUACACUCUGGUUGUCGAGGCCGGCGUUCCUGCAGCGCCGACGACCUUUGCUACUGGCCGCGGGCUCGGCAUUGUUGUGACCGACGACGAUUUGUUCCCGCAGAACGAAGUUGUCCGGUUUGCGGUCUUCCCGCACGACCAGCACGGUAACGUGGUGCCAAUGGCGAGCAACCCGGCGACAACGCCGUACGUGGCGACGCUCAAGGGCGCCGGCUUUGCCGAGGGUGACGUCCCGAUUGUGUAUCUGGCGGGCGAGUCGGGACCGACGACGGGCUACGUGUACGAGUACUCGGUGCCGAUCGGCGGGCUGCUGACACUGUCUGUGACGCUUGACGGGCUGGCCAUUGCCGACUCGCCGUGGCUGGUCCAGGUGCGUGCAAUUUGCGAGCCUGGCAAGCAGGCGCUUCAGAUCACGGGCCCAUGCGUUCCGUGCGAGAAAGACUCGUACUCUGCGCCCGACGGGCGCGAGUGCUUGUUGUGCCCGGACUUUAUGACGUCGCCGUCGUCGUCAGGAUCGAUCGGCAACUGCACGUGUGUGCGUGGAUACUUUGAGAACCUGGCUGUGGUGGGCGCUGAUCCGAGCAAGCGGCAGUGCGACGCGUGUCCUGUGGGCGCAUCGUGCGCAGGCGGCAACGCGCGGCCGAUUGCGGAUCCCGGGUACCACCAGGUGGGUGACGAGUUUGUGUCGUGCCCACAGCCGUCGGCGUGCCUUGGUGCUGGACAGUGCGCACGGGGCUACAAGGGCGCGUCGUGCACUGACUGCGUCUCGGGCUACUACCGGCUUGGGGACCGCUGCUACAAGUGCAACAAGGCACAGGCGGCUUUCAUCGCGACUGGCAUUGCGUUUUUGCUGCUGCUGUUUGUGGCGGCGCUGGUGUACCUCAACACGCGCGAGUCGCACAACCGGAUGUACACGGCAGCGGCGUUUAUGAUCGGUUUCAACUCGCUGCAGAUCUCGGCGAUGUAUGGAGAGAUCGAUCUGCGUUGGCACCCUGUGGCGGAGCAGUUCUUCAACAUCCUCUCACUGGCCAACCUCAACAUCGAGCUCACCUCGCCCGAGUGCUCUGUCGACUUUUUCGGUGAUCCGUGGUUGAUCAAGUGGGUGCUCAUGCUCAUGCUGCCGAUCUUCAUGGUCUUCCUUCUUGGCGUUACUUUUGUGCUUGGCCUCCUCUACCGGCUGUUUGCACGGACGUACGGUGCCAAGUGGGCGGACAGGCACCCGUCGUACUUCCCUGGCGCCGAAAACUUCUUUGACGCCGGCGGCAAGGCGUCGCGGUCAACGCUGAUCAAGUUCCGGAUUGGGCGUCUGAUGUCCGAGGCACCGUUGACGCCUGCGGCGCUGCGGCAAGCUGUUGUGCGGACGUUCUUCCAGCUGUUCAUCUUCUGCUAUCUGCCGUUGACCGCAGUGGUCCUGCGGUACUUUGAGUGCGAGCGCCGCGCGCCGGGCUCGUCCGAGUACGUCCUCGCCACCGCGCCGUCAGUCGAAUGCUACGACGCCACGUACUGGAGUCUGUUCUGGAUGGCCAUUGCCGGCUCGAUCGUUUACGCGCUCGGUAUCCCGCUCUUCACCUACCUCCUCCUCUACUUCCGCAAGCGGCAGAUGGCCGAGGUCAACUUCAUGCUCCGCUACGGAUUCCUCGUGGCGCGCUUCCGCGAGAAGCUGUACUACUUUGAGAUCACAAUUAUGAUCCGCAAGUUGCUUGUUGUCGGUGCGGUCGUCGCCUUUGGCUCGCCAGUUCAGGAGGCUGUUAUGGCAGCGCUCGUUCUUGUUAUUUCGUUCGGCUUUGUCGCCCACGCCACGCCGUAUCUCAAACCGUUCCACAACCGCCUCGCGAUGUCUGCUCUCUUCACUUCGUGCAUUGUGCUCAUCGGCGGAACCGUCGACUCGAACGGUCUCCGCGACACGCUGGUUCUCGGCGGCCUCGGCGCCAACAUCUUUGUUAUCGUCUACGGUAUUGUGGUGGAGACCAAGAACCUCAUCAUCCGCGAGGCCGAGGACAUGGUUGAGGUCCUCGAGCUGCAGGACACUUUCGAGAUGGGCACGUUCACCAUCAACGAGGACGAGGACACUUCCAUGCAUUACAUGGUCCCGACGGAUGACGGCAAUGGCAAGCCGCCAGCCGGCGGCAUGGCCAAGCCGGCCGACUCAAUCGUCGUCUCGUCAAGCACCGAUGACAACACCUCGAUGGUCACCGCCUCAAUGGUCUCGUCGUCGGCACUCCACCCGUCGGAGUCGAUCUUCCCCUCGUUCGCUCUCGAGUGUGACACGGCUCCACCAGUCAUCCUCCCGCCGGGCCCGCCGUCGCCGGUCUCGCCGGUCGCACCGGCGAUGCCGGCGAUGCCGCCGCCACCGGCCCCGGCCCCGCCACCACCGCCCCCCGCCCCUGCCGCGGCUCUCCCGCCACCGACACCGUCGAUGGUCGCUGGCGUCCCGCCCGGAGGCUCGCUUCCGCCGCCGCCGUCUUCCACUAACCAGCCGGUGGUGGGCCCUGGUGGUCUGGUGGCGCCGCUGCCACCGCCCAAGGCCGCCCUGCCGCCACCGCCCGUCGGCCAUGGCCCGCCCAAGCCUUCCCGACCCAAGCCCUCGGCCCAUGCCGGCCCGCCCAUCCCGGCGCCUAAGCCGUCUGGCACCUCGGCCGCACCUUUUCCCCCGCCGAAGCCGUACUAGUCGUUUUGGCCCUCUUCACUCUCUACAACCAUCAUAACAUUUUCCCCCUCUUCACCCUCAUCAGCUGUCUUGUCGGCCUUCUCAUCUCAAGUACAAAAAAAAU
This is a messenger RNA of Thecamonas trahens ATCC 50062, 7146 nucleotides long. RefSeq lists its product as uncharacterized. NCBI's taxonomy places the organism in Eukaryota, Apusomonadida, Apusomonadidae. Gene Ontology annotation, cellular component: membrane. The transcript is spliced from 2 exons. The coding region runs from base 69 to 7043 and encodes 2324 amino acids. Gene Ontology annotation, molecular function: G protein-coupled receptor activity. The record is from RefSeq and is a predicted model, not a curated record.